AUGGGAGCAGGUGUCAAUGGGCAUGUCGCAUCUUUACACAGCAAGGGUGACGUCUCCCCGGUAGCGUCAGAUCGGUCUCCCGCCAUGGCCUGGGCUGUGCCGACUGAGAUCCCUAAUUACCAGCCCCCUUUCCGACCUACCCUCCCCACACAACAAUCUAGCUCUCUCCCGUCUACUCCUUACCAACUCCCUCGUGACCUCUCUUUUCGAUCCAGAUCCCCUUCACCACACCGCGGCAGUAUAUCUCCCAGAUCUGCGCAUUCCGAAUUCAACCAUACCCUGCCCGCCGUCCGGAAAGAAUAUGGCGGGGGCUGCAAGUAUGAGACGGGCAUGGCCCAUUUCAGAAGGCGGAUGCCAUACUCCCUUGGCAGUGACAUGCUCCCGGACGAGCCUGGACCGCUAAAGGAGAAGCUUGAGCCCGAAAAGGAGGUAAAGCUGAGUAGGGACAUCAAGGAGCUCUACCAGAAGCUAUUACCGUCUCCAGAAAGUGAAGAGAGAAGGGUGAAGUUUGUGCGGAAGCUCGAAAAGUUGCUGGACACUCAAUGGCCUGGCAACCAGAUAAAGGUCAAUGUUUUUGGCUCUUCAGGGAACAAACUUUGCACAAGCGAUUCUGAUGCCGACUUUUUGGCCAAGAGUGAGCACUCCUCCUUAUUCUACUCUUCUUCAACAAGGCCUUUCUUCGCUAAUUCUUCGUAUACAGGCGGAAUGGAGCGAGUUGUCUGUGUGUCACACGCAAAGGUUCCUAUUGUAAAAAUAUGGGAUCCAGAACUGCAGGUGGCUUGUGAUAUGAACGUCAACAACACACUAGCACUCGAGAACACGCGGAUGAUUAAGACGUACGUCGAACUCGAUGACCGAAUUCGGCCGUUGGCAAUGCUAGUGAAACAUUGGACCAAACGGCGCAUCCUUAAUGAUGCUGCGCUUGGAGGCACACUUAGCUCAUACACCUGGAUAUGUCUCAUCAUCAACUUCCUACAAACACGAAUACCGCCCAUCGUUCCGAGCCUCCAGAAACGGGUUGCCCAGUCAGAAGGUUCAACAGAUGGUUCCUCCAUAACCUCUACCACAUCAUGUACCUCCACAUAUUCCUCGUUCGAUGAUGAUGUCGAAAAGCUCGGCGGGUUCGGUGACGAUAACAAGUCGACACUAGGCGAGCUAUUGUUUCAAUUCUUCCGCUACUAUGCCCACGAGGUUGACUACGAGAAGAAUGUCAUGUCGGUUCGUCAUGGAAAACUAAUAUCGAAAGAAGAGAAAGGGUGGCAUCUUCUACAAAACAAUCGUUUAUGUGUCGAGGAACCGUUCAACACUUCAAGGAAUCUAGGCAAUACCGCUGACGAUACAUCUUUCCGUGGUCUCCAUCAGGAGCUAAGAAGAGCUUUCAAGGCAAUCUCCGAAGGCAAUCUGGAUGAAUGCUGUGAGCAGUACGAAUACCCACCAGAGGAAGAACGAGUCUGGGAGCGUCCAGCACCCCAACCACGUCCCGUUAUCACCCCCGUGCCACCAGCCCAUUCAAAUACCCGUGGAGGCAGAGGUGGAGGAAGGGGAGGACGGAAUCAAAAUCACUACAACAAUCGUGGAUCGCAUGGAGGCCGACGGGCAUCCAGUGCUGCCAACAGAUCAAAUAUGGCUCGGCACCAAAAUGCGGCCUUUGCUGCGGAAAUUGCCUUGCAGGCGCAACAGGCGCAACAUGCACAGUACUUACUGCACGAUCAUCUCUACCAACAGAUUCAGAUCCUCCAGGCACAGGAACAGGAAUUGCGCAUGAAGCAAGCUAUGAUAAGUAGUCGCGGCAACGCCUCGUUACUGCGCCAACAAUACAUCCAAUUCCCGAUGGUCCCCCAGCAGGACAGCGGUUCGCCCGACGAAAACUCCCAAAAUCGAGCAAACAUUAUGCAUGGCCAGGGACCCCUUACAACCCCUGUCCGACAGAACAUCUUUUUCAGCCCUUCCUUUGUUACCCCCGUCAACGUUGCGGCACCACAGCCACAACCACAACAACCUCCAUCAAAUACGACAAAUCCCCCCUCCCCAUCUCCAUCUACCGUGACGCCAGAUACCCGCCGAAACCACCGACGGUCAUCAAUCACUAAUAGCUCUCCGAGAAGUAGUCUAAGGGCCCAGUCUCAGCCUGCCCGGCCAAUAUCAGCCUGUGUACCAAACAACUUCAGCACGUUCUACGCAACUGCCAUGGCCCAACCAGAAGCACAAUAUGUCCAGCAGCAGAGUGCCCGACAGUCACCGGAUUCGCCUCAACGCACUCCAACAGAAAAGGACUACGGCUUCCCUGCCACAGGACCGUACUUCGUGAAAACAGGCCCAGUUGACGAAAAUGGUAUCUCGCCAGAGUACAUAAGUUACUAUGUUGGGGACUCACCCCAGACUCAAGGUACUUAUAGCCGGCGUUCCAUGGCAUCAUCGUAUCCAGGUCACGCUGGACUUGCCAUUCGCAAUACCGGGCUGUAUAAUAUAUUUUAUACCCCGACGGAAUACCGACCCAUUCCAAUGCCAACCUUUGACCAGUCAAAUAUACCCCUGGAACAGCUGGAUCACAUGAACGUCCACACUCGAGUACCUCAGCAGCAACACUAUCAUCAGCAAGCUACACAGCCAAAAACCCAUUCAGGCCAGGGUCCAUUGAUAAUUGACGGGUCCAUCCCUGCGAACGACUUCCGUCGCCAAUCUACCCAAGAUGAGCAUAGCGAACAGUUCUUCACCCCGCAGCAUUCAUCCGUUCACAGUCAACGAACGUCUCGACAAGAUACGCCGAAUAACGGGUCUAGAGAACCAUCUCCAACUGAGCAAUUAGUUUAUGACGAGGCUGAUUCGGUUUUUGGCACGCCACAUCAUGAGACCCAACAGCAUCAUCCACAACUUAAUGGGUGGACGCAAAACAUCAGAACUAGCAAUAAGCCCGCCAUCAAUGACCACAUCGGCAGGCUAGAAACAUUGUCAGAGCAAUUGCAGCGUUUCCAGCUUUCCGAUCCAGCAUACUUACCUCAUGUGGAUGCAAGUCAGCUCGUCAAAGAAAAUGGCAUUCAUACCCACGAACAGCACCACCACGCCAAUGGGAGCGGAAAUGGCAAUGGCAAUGGAAACGGAGUACAUAAUGCGCCCGUACAAUCGCAAAAGCCAGCCACGAAUCCAAAGGCUGCUCCUGCCAAAGAAACUGGGCGCGGCUCUUCCCCCACCGUGAAACGGCGUGGUAAUGGCCCUGGAGCUGACACAGAGCACCACCCGAAUGGCGUAUCGCAAAAACAAAAACCAAGAUGGCAUUCUGUUAGCGGUAUAGCCUCCUCGGCCAUUCCUAAUGCUACCGAGAGUAGGGAAUCUCCGAAGCCCAACGGCGUUCACACAAACAUGAAACCUGUUUCGAAUGGCGGCGGUCAUGACCACACCUCCACUUCCAAUACCAACAACGGUGGCAACGGAGGCUGGCAAACCACGACAACCAAAAAGAAGAACAAGAAGGGGGCAAACAAACCGGCAACUGGAGCAGAACCGCUUCCUGCCGACGAAUCGCUAAGAAAAGGCGGAUGA
Messenger RNA from Trichophyton verrucosum HKI 0517, 3537 nucleotides. RefSeq names its product PAP/25A associated domain family. Gene Ontology annotation, molecular function: nucleotidyltransferase activity. The transcript is spliced from 3 exons. Gene Ontology annotation, biological process: RNA 3'-end processing. The coding region runs from base 1 to 3537 and encodes 1178 amino acids. The record is from RefSeq and is a predicted model, not a curated record. NCBI's taxonomy places the organism in Eukaryota, Fungi, Ascomycota, Eurotiomycetes, Onygenales, Arthrodermataceae.